AUGGGCAGGAGGUCACCGGUUGCCCUUGUCAUGGCCCUGUGGGCCGGCCAGCUGGGCAUGUGGGCUGCGGGGCACUCCAAGGUGAACCCCAGGAUCAUCACAGCUCCUCAAGGUGUGAAAGAGUUUGCGUUUCCCAGGAGCGAGAAGUACCCGGUCUUCUACCAUAAAGAAAACAGCUCAGCCAUCUACAUCGGGGGAGAGGGAAAGCUUUAUUACUACGACUUUGCAACCAAUGAGAACUACACAGAAGACUUCCCAGUGAAAAAUGAAGGACAGUGCCUGAUGCCUGAGAGUUUGGAGGACAAUAAAAAUUACCUCACGUUAGUGGAGAAGUAUGGAGACGGGAUGUUAGUGUGUGGGACCGGCGCUUGUGCUCCUACUUGCUGGAACUUGAUGCAGAGGAAGGCGAGUGCUCCGUGGGACGGGAGAGGUAUUGCUCCUUUCACCCCUGACUCGAAUACCCUCGUUGUUGUUGACGGUCAUGACAUCUACUCCACCAUCAAGAAGAGCCAGCAGAAUGGCAAGAUACCCCGUUUCCGACGAGUGAGAGGGGGUGGAGAACUCUACACAAGUGACACAGUGAUGCAGAACCCUCAGUUUGUCAAAGCCACCACAUUAAGGCACGAAGAACCUCACCAGGACAAGAUUUACUACUUCUUUCGUGAAGACAACCCGGACAAGAGUCCCGAGGCCCCUAGAAACAUCUCACGAGUGGCCCAGCUGUGUAAGGAAGAUAAAGGGGGAACCAGUUCGCUCUCCGCUUCCAAGUGGACCACAUUCCUGAAAGCCACCUUGAUUUGUGUUGACCCGGUCACCAAGGGUAACUUCAACUGGUUGCAAGAUGUCUUCUUUGUCCCUUCGAGUAACUGGCGGCACUCCAAAGUCUAUGGGCUCUUCACAAACACCUGGGGAAGCUCUGCCGUUUGCGUCUAUUCCUUUGGGGACAUUGACAACGUCUUUCGGACAUCCAAACUCAAAGGCUAUAAUGGUCCCAUCCCAGAGAUCAAGCCCGGGCAGUGCGUUUCCUCCGGACAGCACACCCCGAGCGAGACCUUCAAGAUAGCCGACAGCCACCCGGAGGUGGAGGAUCGGGUGGAGCCCCUCUCCCCUACCAAGAGCCCCUUAUUCCACAACAAGCACCGCUACCAGAAGAUUGGGGUGCACGAGGUCUAUGCGGGUGAUGGACACCACUACAAUGUGCUCUAUCUGGCAACAGGUACUGAGAACCAAGUGCAAG
This is a messenger RNA of Eurypyga helias (sunbittern), 1237 nucleotides long. It is a transcript of the gene SEMA7A, whose product is annotated as semaphorin 7A, GPI membrane anchor (John Milton Hagen blood group). Gene Ontology annotation, molecular function: integrin binding; chemorepellent activity; semaphorin receptor binding. The annotation marks the transcript as partial. The record is from RefSeq and is a predicted model, not a curated record. The transcript has 10 exons. Gene Ontology annotation, biological process: axon guidance; neural crest cell migration; semaphorin-plexin signaling pathway. NCBI's taxonomy places the organism in Eukaryota, Metazoa, Chordata, Aves, Eurypygiformes, Eurypygidae. Gene Ontology annotation, cellular component: external side of plasma membrane.